Messenger RNA from Linum trigynum, 2086 nucleotides. The record is from the annotation of a GenBank genome assembly. Lineage: Eukaryota; Viridiplantae; Streptophyta; Magnoliopsida; Malpighiales; Linaceae.
CUUACGACAAAACAAACAAUAAUGCAAUGCUCAAUACGACAACGUUUCAUUAAAAACGUUUUCUCCUCUCUUCUACUUCCAUUUUGAAAUGGGCUUGUAUCUAUAUUUUUCAUCCUCCACCUCAUCAAAGGUGGAUGAUUAACUUUCAAUCCCUAACUUCUCUCUCUUACUUUAGCUUUCAAAUUUCACUGUCUCUUCUCUCUAAAGAGCCUCCAUUAUCCAGCCUUCCAUGGUUGCCGCCGGCUCCCUCAGGUGACUGGCAGCAACCCAAGUUUCUCUUUUCUUUCGCUUUUCUUGCUUUCCAUGAUCUCGAUCCUCUUGCCUAUGUUUUAGGUGUCUUUUCUCUAAAUAUUUCAAUAUCUCCAGCCGUUAUGACCUUCAAAAUCUAGGAUUUCCAGUUUAAAGGCUUGCUCAUUUGGGGGACUGGAGGUUGCAACUUAGGAAACUUGAUCUUCGCUAUAUGACAGUGCUCCUUGGUUGCCUAGAUCUUGUUUUGAAUUCAGGGUUUUAUUUCUCUCUCAGUAACCGAUCUUUCAAAGUUCAAUAAAGGGAUUCACUGGUAUCCUGGCUGGCCAUUUGUGUUAGUAAGUAUCGUGGGGGACUUGGACUCAGGGAUUUUGAUCUUUUCAAUUUAGCGAUGUUGGUGAAACAGGCAUGGAAGCUGUUACAGUCUCCAUCUUCAGUCCUUGCCCAAUUGUACAAGGUGAGAUACCAUUCUUCGUGUGACUUUCUUCACGCUCCAACUGGAAACCGACAAUCUUGGGCAUGGCAGGGGGUCCUCGAAGGGCGUAAGUUGCUUCUUAAAGGUUUGCGGUGGCAGGUAGGUUGUGGUACAUGUAUCAGAAUCCUUGACGACCUUUGGCUUCCCACCUCUCCUCCAUCUUCGCUCUCCCUUCUUCCAGGUAUUACACUUGACAACCCUUUCGUAGCUUCCCUCAUCAACCCCUUGACGCGUUCGUGGGAUCGAGACCUCCUCCAAGCUUUUUUCUCCCCCGACAAUAUUAAGUGGAUUCUUUCUAUUCCUAUUCCCUUAACACCAAAGCCCGACCGCCUCAUUUGGCAUUACUCAGAGACUGGUCAGUACACUGUGAAGUCAGGGUACCACCUCCUUUCCGAUGAGCGAGCUGAACUCUUCAACACCCUCCCUUCCCACCUGGAUUCUAGGUUCUGGAAAGUUCUUUGGAGCUUGCCUGUACCCGCGAAGCUGCGCGUGUUCCUAUGGAGGGUUGUGCGAGGAUUUCUCCCUUGCCUGGCUGUUUUGCACGCCAAAACCCUCUGUGAAUCUUCUGAGUGUCCUGUUUGUUCUGAAGAAAUAGAAUCUAUCUCCCACUGUUUAUUUGAUUGCAGGGUUGCUCGUGGAGUCUGGGAAGGCUCGACUCCGUGAGGAAUUAGCUGCUUUGCCUACUGACGAGGCAUGGGCGCAAGUGCUGACCUCAAGACAGCUUAGCAAACUAGAGAUGGCCGAGCUUGUUUUCCUCUCCUGGCGUAUCUGGAAAGCACGAUGCUGGGCCUGCUAUGAUCGAAUCCAAUAUCUUCCCGGUCCUUUAUUCCGCCAGUUUAGACAACAAAGUGAUGAAUGGUUAGAAGCUACAUCAACCCAGCCACGCGUUGCACAGGCCCGGCUUCGCCCACCCCCCCCCCCCCCCUAGCAGUCCACCCCAUCAUGCUCCCCAGGUGGCCUGUUAGUGCGUUUUGAUGGAGGUAUACGACAGGAUGUUGGUGGUAGCGUCGGGGUUAUUGGCUUCUCAUCGUCGGGGGCGAUCUCUUGUGCAUACGGUAAGUACUAUGCUGGUUUAUUUGACCCUUUUAUAAUGGAACUUUUGGCCUUAAGAGAUUCAAUGGAUUGGUGCUUAACUCGGGGUAUCUCCUCUGUUUGUUUUUGUGGGGACUCGCAACUGGUGAUUCGACACGUAUCGGAGGAGCGCCAAGAUCAUAAUCGUGGCGGGGCGAUUCUGGAAGAAAUCCGAUUGAUGAAAGCAUCCUUCGCGUUUAUUUGUUUCGUUUUUUCUCCCCUUAGAACUAACAGGGCUGGCCAUUGCGUGGCGAAAACAUCUCUUGCAUCGGCUAAUAAGCAAUUUGCUGAUUU